GGUUGGUCCAUGAGAUAUAAUCCAUCCCCACAAAGCUUUUAACCUCCAUUGCUGUGUACAUCCUCUUGCUUUCUUUCUCUCACAUCCUUAUCUCUGCCAAGAAAAUCUUUAUCUUCGACGCCCUUGUACUUUCAUCUCGUUUCUCAUCCCUGAAAGACCCACAACAAUCAACUCUCUCGCGCUCUCUGUCUUCUCAUGGAUGUCGACAUGAUCAAAUUGUCACCAGAAGAUCACAUGGACAUCAUGAAGAUAUUGAUGCAGCCCGAAAAGUAUCCCGACCUCUACGACACCUCGCAUCACGACCUGUCCGAACACUCCGGUUCGACCGGCCUGGGGGCGGGGAGUUACCUGCCGCCGCUCCACCAACGAAGCCCUGUUGCGCCGAUAUCUCAAAGUCCCGCAACCAUCCCGUUCAUUGGCAACCACCCGGUUCAUGACCCAGCCUCCGCCCCACUGCUGGCCAAUUUUUACAAGAGCGGAGGUGGCCCGGUGCCGGCGGGCGGGUCGAUGGGUGUGUAUAUGUCCGGCAAUUCAUUACAUGAGAAGAGGAAUUCGAUGGCGGCGAUGAGGGAGAUGAUAUUCCGGAUAGCGGCGAUGCAGCCAAUCCACAUCGAUCAGGAGUCAAUUAAGCCGCCCAAGCGGAGGAACGUGAAGAUAUCGAAGGACCCCCAAAGCGUGGCGGCACGGCACCGGAGGGAGAGGAUCAGCGAGAGGAUAAGGAUACUCCAGAGACUCGUCCCAGGUGGCACGAAGAUGGACACGGCCUCGAUGCUGGACGAGGCGAUUCACUACGUCAAGUUCUUGAAGAAGCAAGUGCAGUGUCUAGAGGAGGCUGCCGUGAGCAACACGGGUAAGCGAAUGGGCAUUGGCUUUCCAGUUUCGCCGGAGGCGGCGGCGGCGGCGGCGACAGCAAUGGGGAAUUUGAAUUAUUCACAUUUAGGGAAGGAUUUCCAGAGUGGGCAAGUGGUGGGGUCAAUGCAGAUAUUUGGAUGAUAACUUCAUAUGCGUUAUCUUUUCUCAUCCCCUCUUUUUGCCCUUUUUUCUUAAUAGUUAGCGAUGAAUGGUGAUGUUCUUCAAAACGAUUGUGAUGAGUGGAGUGUUACCCUUCUUCCUGCAAAGUAAUCAGACAAUUAUGCUUUGAUAAAUCUAUUUUGUAUCAAACAGAUAAAAGAACCUUUCACACUCUUGCAUCCUUUGCCAGAAGAUGUCUCGUUGGCCAGCCAAAACAAAGAUGGGAAAAUGAUUACGCAUGAAUGAUUUUGUUGUAUGUAUGUGGUUUGUACUCUAUA
Messenger RNA from Eucalyptus grandis, 1289 nucleotides. Its product is annotated as transcription factor HEC2. Lineage: Eukaryota; Viridiplantae; Streptophyta; Magnoliopsida; Myrtales; Myrtaceae. Gene Ontology annotation, biological process: regulation of DNA-templated transcription. Bases 196 to 993 code for a protein of 265 amino acids. The transcript has a single exon. The record is from RefSeq and is a predicted model, not a curated record. Gene Ontology annotation, molecular function: protein dimerization activity; DNA-binding transcription factor activity.